Messenger RNA from Eucalyptus grandis, 330 nucleotides. RefSeq lists its product as hypothetical. The transcript has a single exon. The coding region runs from base 1 to 330 and encodes 109 amino acids. Lineage: Eukaryota; Viridiplantae; Streptophyta; Magnoliopsida; Myrtales; Myrtaceae. The record is from RefSeq and is a predicted model, not a curated record.
AUGUCGGGCAGAGGAGGAAAUGCGAACCCAGUUAAGGUGGUGAUCAUAGAAACGCAGUACGUGGAAACCGACGUGGCCAGCUUCAAAUCCGUUGUCCAGAAGCUGACCGGCAAGGAUUCCACGGUUGCCGUUUCGCCGAACUCGUCGGGCAACCUCUUCCAGUCCUCUUUCGAAGGAAGCAGACAAAGAGCCAUGCCAGAGAUGAGCCGCUCUGAGCCAGUUCUGCGAACAAACGCAUCGUUGUGCAGGGACGAAUCGUUCAACAGAUUGAUGAAGGAGAUGCCUCCUGCGGAUGAGCUGCACCACCUAUGGCUGUGGGCUCAAUCCUAG